Molecule: messenger RNA, 312 nt
Organism: Entrophospora sp. SA101
Lineage: Eukaryota; Fungi; Glomeromycota; Glomeromycetes; Entrophosporales; Entrophosporaceae
Source: the annotation of a GenBank genome assembly
AUGGAAUGGGUCCUAAUAACUAAAGACAAACAUCAGAAUAAUGAAUCUGAGAUAAAGGAAAUUAAAAAAUUAAAAAAAAAAAUUGAAAAUCUUAAUGCAUAUAAAAAAUCAUUUGCAAUUAAGGUUGCUAGGCAAGAACAAAGAAGAAAAACUUAUAUUUCCCAGACCCGUUCUCUUGUUAGUAAAAAAAAGUCAAUAUCAAAUAAAGUCUUUCAAAGUGUUGUAGCAAAAAAAUUCAAAGCAAACAAAAAUGCUUACACACCUGUAGGGAUGGGGCAGCUUGGUUUGGUUUGGUUUGAAAAAGCGGUUUGA